AUGAAAAAGGGAAUCAGCGAAAAUCGUAUCAAGAAAGCCGUAACGAUGCGGAUGUUGAAAGAUGAUAAAUACCCAGUGGUUUUGUAUCUUAACAUUAAAGGAGAAGAAACGCGUACCACCAUAGCUAUUUUUACCGAGUUCUCGAAAGCCAAGGCUAAAACACCGGACAGGAAGUCUGGAUCCAUAUCAGACCUGAUUCCAUAUAUACCAACCACACAAGCAAAAACUUGUUCCGCGACACGCGGGAUAGGUCAAUGA
Molecule: messenger RNA, 258 nt
Organism: Sclerotinia sclerotiorum 1980 UF-70
Lineage: Eukaryota; Fungi; Ascomycota; Leotiomycetes; Helotiales; Sclerotiniaceae
Exons: 1
Coding region: 1-258 (85 amino acids)
Source: RefSeq, a predicted model, not a curated record